GGAGGGAGGGAGGGAGGGAGGGAGGAAAAGAAAGCAUCUUUGAGAUGGAAAGCAGAGGGAAAAGCGUGGAGAGAGAGGGAAAAGAGCAGGGACUGGUGUUGAAAAAGUGGAAACAAGGUGUCGCCUUGGGGAAAAGAGGAGGCCCUAGCACGCCACCGCCCACAUGGAGGCUUGAGCUCUCUCCCUCUCAACCUCAGACUCACUCCAUCCAAGAAUUCCUCACACCCCUUCCACACCCAUCAGCACUCUCUGCUAGGAAGCUUUGCGCUUGUCUCUGGGAAAUUGAGCCCCACCAGACCGUCCAUUUUGCUAGAAUGAUGAGCAAAAGCAAAAGCAGGCAUCGGCAACAUAAGCACCACCAUGACCUGGGCUUUGAGGACUUCGUCCUUCCUAGCACUGUAAAACCUGAAGAGCCAGCGACUGCAGGCUGUCUCACAGAGCAAAUUGCAGCAUCGCCCAUACAACGACAUAACUAUGGUGGGACUGAUCAUGCUUUCGAGUCUGCCACUCCAGAAACUUGUAGUGGGUCGAUGGAGGUGGCACCGUAUAAGCCUCCUCCCAGAGGUUCGUUUGAUGGAAAGGGAAGAGUAGGUGGGUCGGGUUAUAGCCUUCAGACAUCGACAGAAUUACUGAAGGUGCUCAAUCGGAUCUGGAGUCUUGAAGAGCAGCAUGUGUCCGACAAAUCAAUGUUGAAAGCUCUGAAAUCAGAACUGCAUCAAUCUCACUCCAGAAUUAAGGAGUUGGUUUGGGAGAAGCAAAAGGAUAGUCGAAUAAUGGAUGAUUUGAUGAAGGAACUUGCGGAGGACAAAUACGAUAGGAAGCAAAUGGAACAAGAGAGAAUUGCUGAAGCUGAAUUGCUGAGGGAAGAGACGGAGAAAGAGAGAAAGCUGAGAAAGCGUUCAGAAAGCCUGCACAGGAAGCUGGCCAAAGAGCUUUCUGAACUUAAGUCUCCUUACUCGACUGCUCUGAGAGAGCUUGAAAGAGAGAAGAAAGCACGGGUUUUGCUGGAAAAUCUUUGUGACGAGUUUGCUAAAGGAAUAAGAGACUAUGAACAGGUGGUGAGGUCUCUAAAGCACGGGCCCAUAAAAGAAAGCGUUGUUAGGGAAAGCCUCGAUCGCCUGAUUCUCCACAUCUCAGAAGCGUGGCUUGACGAGCGUUUACAAAUGAAGCUGGCAGAAUCUCAUGAUGAUGUCGCUGGAAAGGACACUGUUGUGGACAAAUUAAGUUCUGAUAUAGAAAGUUUUCUUCAAACUAAGCGAUCGGCUGAAUCAAGUAAAAAUGGUGAGAUCUCCUGGAAUGACACGAAAGAAAGGUGCUUUCGCCGGCCUUCUUUGGAAUCAUUUGCUCUAAAAGACGGUGGAAGUGCACCUCCAGUGGCGCAUGAUGAUGACCGUUCUUUUGAUAGCGAUCUGCAAUGUUUCGAACAAAGUAAUAAAGUGGAUGCUCAAGAAAAUAAAGACAGCUGUAAACGAAAUGGUGCUAACGCGUCACAUGGCCAUCUUGAUGAUCUAGUAAGAUCGAGGUCCUCAGACAAAGACAUGAGGCGUUGUGAAAUCGCGAAGUCCUGCAAUCCGUCCACUCCGCCAGAAGCAUGCAUCAACGGUGGAACUGGGGAAAACGUAAAGAUGGGAGAGGAAAACCGAUCAGGACCAAAUAAUAUGGAGACAUUUGAGAUGGGCACGAAUGCUGGAGACUGCCAGCAGGGAGAACAUCGUGGAUCGGAUGCAAAUGGUUCUUUUGAUCAUAUGAUUAGAAGUCACUCAUUGCGUCUGAAAAGCGCUAGGACUCGUCCUGCGAGCAACUCACGGGAUGGACAUCGUGGUUUGCCUGGAUACACAGGUCAGAUAAGUCCAGUGCAGAAGUGGCCAUCAAAAGUGCCUUUAAGGGAGCCUGGCAAAAUCACGUCAUCUUUAAGAUGGCCGAAAGGGUUGAAGGAAAACACAUUGAUGGCGAAACUGCUCGAAGCACGGAUAGAGGGUCAGCAUUCCCGUUCGAAGGCUCACAGAGAUGCUGCUUAGGUUGAUGGUACUUGUAAAUUGUACUUACAAGUGACAGGCUUCAUAGCCUAGAGAGUAUGGUAUUAAAAUGAUCAUCAAUGUUGAAUCUACUUUCUCCAUGGAGUUUUCGUCUAGACAGUUAACAGCGGCUUAGAAUGUUAAAGCUUGUAGAGCAAUAGCGGGACUGAAUUUGUAUCAAUAGCAAAACGGAGCGAUGAACAUCUUGCACUGGCAAGAUCGGCUACAGGAGCGCUUCGAUUGGAGGGUCUUUAUGCUUGAUUCUGCGAUUGCAGGGCAGUGAACAUGAAAAGAUAGACAAUCAGAUGCUUCCCUUUGAUUAAUUUACAGGAAAGAAGAGAAUCAUCAGUUUCUGCUAUUGAUGCCAGACACGUCUAUUAAAGAUUAUGCUAGAGCAACUUUCUAGGGUGAAUUAUUAGGCAGGAUGAGAACAUGCUCAGCUCACCUGUGAUGUGGAUUUUGUUCUUGUGAUACCAAUUAUAUGAGUUCAGAGAGUUAAAAUAA
Messenger RNA from Eucalyptus grandis, 2519 nucleotides. RefSeq lists its product as uncharacterized. Bases 45 to 2018 code for a protein of 657 amino acids. The record is from RefSeq and is a predicted model, not a curated record. NCBI's taxonomy places the organism in Eukaryota, Viridiplantae, Streptophyta, Magnoliopsida, Myrtales, Myrtaceae. The transcript is spliced from 3 exons.